AUGUCUGAAUCGAGCUUGGUUGGUACGGACACCCCGCAAACGAAUUCGGAAACCGAUGACUUCGAUACCUCUGAAGAUGAGCUGGCGUAUGCUGCCGUCGGUGACAAAGCGCAAAAGACUCGAAGCUACACUUCGUGCAGCAAGAAGAGUACCAGAUCUCUGCAGCUCAUCAAUAGCCCGAAGCCACCCUUACCCAAGGCGAUCUCGGCGUGCCUCGUCGACCCUUUUGAAACACUGCCCAUUGAGGUCGAUGGGGUCACGAAUCAGCUCCUCCACUUCUACGGCCAGGACAGCUACUGGCAAACUGCGUAUGCCUUGGCUCCGAAGAUAAAACCCUCGAUCAAGGGGUCCUGGGAGUAUCAGGCAGGCGCAUGCCUGACUCAUUUCCACAUAUUGAUGGCUCGUUCAGCACUGCAUCAACUGCGUAUGAAUGCCAAAUACGCCGCGCCGACUUCGAGAAAGGCCUUGGAAUAUGCGGCCUUAAAGCAUCAGACCAAAGCGAUUACUCUUCUUCGAGAGAAUGUUGAACGUGGCUCCAACGCCAACCUCAAACUGAUCUUGACUUCUAUCAUCAGCCUCGCGACGUUCGAACAGCGGUACGGGGAGCGGGAAACAGCCGUGCUGCAUUUUCGAACCGGCAGGGACAUCAUCCGCCAGAUUGGCCUGCAGGACGGCCUUCAUGAUCGACUGAGAGAGGAACAAGCGCUAUGGUUCGAGGGAAUCUAUCGAGACGCCGAAGCGAGUUGGAUGUGGGGGCAGGAGGACGCAAAUAUGCGACUCGGAUGGCUGAAAUCUCUCCUGAAAGACGUCGAUCGUAUGUGGAGAGAUGGGCAGUUAUUGCCCUUGAAGGACAAGGGCCCAUAUGUUCUCGAGGAUUUGAGACUACACGAGUUCCUAUCCCGCGAGACGACAGGCAGGAAUGUGAGCGUGUACGGCGACAUUGAUGAGUUUAUCGCGCAGCAGCGUUGUGUCUUGCUUCUCGUGUCGAUCAUGUGCGGAGUGCAUCGAGUCUUGGAAGCGGUGGAUCACAUGAAGGUGGUGCCCAAAAUGAUGGCCCUGAAAGUCGCCAUACAAGCAUAUGUCGCUUUGAUCGAAGGCUUGCUAAUUGAGCAUGAUCUGGGCGAAGAACAAGCAGAAGCCGACUUGCUUUGGAUGAUGUGCCAGAAUUAUCGCGAUGCAAAGCCGCACCUGGUGGACGCCGGAACGAUGAUGGCCCGGGAUGCCCUGCAGAGACUGGACCUGCGCGACUGCCACUGGCGUGCCAGCGGAAUUGCCAAUGUGGUCAAAUAUCUUCCUCAGAACCGGCAGCUGAGUUUGAGGAAUAUUCUUCUUGACUUCAUCGACGGCAAGCCUUAUUCGGGCAAGAUCAGAUUCAAUGAGUUCGAGUUCAGUUAUGCUGGCAUGUGA
Fonsecaea erecta is the source of this 1407-nucleotide messenger RNA. RefSeq lists its product as hypothetical. The record is from RefSeq and is a predicted model, not a curated record. Lineage: Eukaryota; Fungi; Ascomycota; Eurotiomycetes; Chaetothyriales; Herpotrichiellaceae. Bases 1 to 1407 code for a protein of 468 amino acids. The transcript has a single exon.